Girardinichthys multiradiatus is the source of this 4128-nucleotide messenger RNA. RefSeq names its product protein eva-1 homolog A (gene eva1aa). The coding region runs from base 64 to 1557 and encodes 497 amino acids. The transcript is spliced from 8 exons. The record is from RefSeq and is a predicted model, not a curated record. NCBI's taxonomy places the organism in Eukaryota, Metazoa, Chordata, Actinopteri, Cyprinodontiformes, Goodeidae. Gene Ontology annotation, molecular function: carbohydrate binding.
AAGAAGCACUGCGGUGGAGGGAGGAUGAGGGAAGCCUAGAAACAUGGAAUCGCACAUCUCUUAAUGCUGGAGCUCUCUGUCGCUGGAUAUUUUUUUGUCAAUGAUUUGGGGGAAAUUACAAACUUCGAGGGUUCAAUGAUGUUAUUCUCAGACUGGACUAUCUCAGCCGUCAAUUUUGCGCUUCUGUUAGGAAUAUCGUGUCAGACCGUCAUCUGCGAUCUCACCAAGGGCUCUCCGGACUUUGCAGGCUACCUGUCCAAAGUGUUGAGGAACUACACAGAACAGGCCUGUGACGGAGACUUCCUGUCUGUUCGUUGUCCACCCCGUACAACCAUAACUGUCCAAUCAGCUUUCUAUGGUAGAAAAGGUCCCUCAGAUCCUCAGCAGUGCCCUCCGACCUACCAGGCACUCCUGAGCUCCUAUAGUUCCCAGGAGGAUGAUCAAUAUUGUUCCGUGUCCACAGCACUACAGAAAAUGCUGGACGAGUGCCAAGACAGAAGGAGCUGUCAAGUCCUUGUCAACAGCCGUGUAUUUGGGACAGACCAGUGUCCUGGUAGCAGUAAAUACCUCAUUGUCUGGUACAAAUGCAGACCAAAUGAGUAUAAAAGUAAGGUUGUCUGUGAGGAGGAAGAGAUGAGGCUCAACUGCAAGGAGGGUAUGCAGAUUUCUGUUUACUCUGCCAUGUUUGGUCGAACUCAGCGAGGCACGCUGGAGUGCCCCCCCCACUUCAGAAGGGCACCAUCAGUAGAUUGCCAUUCAGGUAAAGCCCUGCAGGUUCUCACAGCUCGCUGCCAGGGAAAGAAAAACUGUCGGGUCCAAGCCUCCUCCAAAGAAUUUGGUGAUCCAUGCUAUGCUGGCACCAGAAAGUACCUCAGUGUCAUCUACACAUGUGUACCAAAGAGGCUGCUCCAGGAGUCAGGGCAUAAACCACCAGUGUGCCAUUCACCCCCUGCCACCCGUGACCCCAAUGUAGUGGGAGACGGCCCUUCUGGAGGAAGUUCAGUCCAAAGCACUGUUCCAACUCGGAGCCCCGACAAGAAGAAACCAUCUGAAACCAGAACAGGCAGAGGAAACAGUCCAUCACAGCCACCAGGCAUGAAUCCUGUGAUCAACUCCACUUCCAGAGUCAACAUGGCCCUCAUCAGCAAUGCACUGGCAGCAUACACCUACAUAUCAGACCAUCCAGAAAGGGCUGCACUAUUCUUCGUCUGCGGUGUAUGUCUGGGCCUCUUUCUCACCCUCUUCGCCCUGGUGGUCCAGAUCUCCUGUCGCACAGACUGCCGGUCUCGCCAGCAGCCAACCGUUAAGAAGCCGCCUCGCCCCGCCCACUCGUCCUCGGACUCCAGCGACUCAGACUCAGACUGGGAAACCACGUCGGACCUGUCGGCGCGAAGGCACAGGCGCUUUGAGCGCACACUCAACAUGAACGUGUUCACGUCAGCAGAGGAGCUAGAGAGAGCCCAGCGACUCGAGGAAAGGGAGCGAAUCAUACGGGAGAUCUGGAUGAAUGGGCAGCCAGACAUCCCAGGGACACGGAGCCUCAAUCGCUAUUAUUGAGCACCAGCUUAGCUUGUUCUUAUUGAAGGCUUCCUUGACUUGAACCAAAUCUAGGAUGCACUUGGUUAUGAGGGCAGGGACCAGACAAGGCCCACAUUGAGCUUUGAGAGCAAGCAUGCAAAGGCAGCUGUGAACUCUGAGAACAGAGGGAGGUUUUGCAGGCUUGCAGGCUGUUUUGCAUGUUCCACUGGGUAUCAUAAGCUGCACCCCCUUGAAUCAAACAAUCAGCUUGUGCUCUGCAUUGCAAGCUUACCUCAUAGCUCGACCUACUGCCGGAAGUGAGGGGUGAAAGGCUAAACUGACUCUUCGUUGACCUCAGUAGGCAUUUUUGAAGUGGGGAUUUAUGGAGAGACUACAUGGAGACUGAAGGACCAUGGCCUCAGAGGGGUCUAUUCUUCACAGAACACAUGGCAGCUGGAUGAGACUGUGAAACGUUGAGCUUUAGGCUCUGUACUCUCCAGUAUUUAGUAUGAACUCUAACAAAAAAAAGUGCGCUUGACAAUGAGAUGAAUUAAGACAAUCGUUCCACAGUGAACCAUGCUGCCUUUGAGCUUCAUAAAACCAAAAGAUUUUGUGUGUGCUAGGGAUUCAUCUCAACCCUUAUGAAAUGUAUUUUAUAAUAUUUAAUAGAUAAUGAUGUUGUGUACUUUUUACUCAAGUAUGGUUUAUUUUGAAAGAUUUUUAUACUUGGCAAAAGUUGUCUGGCAACUCAGGGAUGCAAUCCUAGUGUUUCUGUGUUUGGCUGAUAUGCUUUCUUCCUAAGAAGGGAGUCAUCAGCAGACCAAAUAAGUUCUUUUUUAAAGGCAUUGAAAGAAAAGAAGUAGAAAUAUGAUGCAAAGAGCCUCCAAGAGGUUGUUAGUGAUUUAUAACCAUAUUUUUGAUACAAUUCACAGUGCAGUGCCUUUCUAGCUAUUAUGACACAGUUGGUAUUUGUUAAAUGUUUAAAACAGGUAAGCUAAUUAAUUGGAAAUACUUAAUUUGCAUGACACUUUUACAAUACAGUUGGAAUGGUAAGGUGAAGCUCGUGUGAAAUCUGAAUGUCAGUCAGUCAGUCAUUUUCUACCGCUUAUUCCAUAGUGGGUCGCGGGGGAGCUGGUGCCUAUCUCCAGCAGUCUAUGGGCGAGAGGCAGGGUACACCCUGGACAGGUCGCCAGUCCAUCGCAGGAAAUCUGAAUGUUUCUAUUAAAUAUUGCACUUGCUAUGUACGCUGAUGAAAAUGUAAAUUACAAGAAUAUGCCAGUUUUGUACCAGUGGUGUUGCUUGAAAUGACUUUUUUUUUUUUUUUUUGCUCCUCACUGGUCAAAGAUUGUGUGGACUGCAGGGCUACUGCCAGUAUGACCUUAUUUUAAAGCUAGUGGUCCUGAGCAGAUGUUUGUGGCCCACUCAGGGCCAUCUGAAGAAGGAACCAUCUCUGCACAAUAAACAAGUGGGAUGUGUCAGAGUAAAUUAGAAUGCCGUUGAAAAGUUUAUUUGUUUAAGUCAUGCCAUUCAAAACGUGAAAUUUAUAUAUAUUAUAUAGAUUUAUUGCACACGGAGUGACUUAUUUCAAAUGUUUAUUUCUGUUCAUUUUAAUUAUUAUAACUUACAGCUAAUGAAUAAAACAAUAUUUGGGUUUUGGGUUGAAGAGAUAAGGCCAAUAAAAGCAGCAUGUUUUCAUGAUAUGGUUUACACAAUGCUGGGAAUGACUACUGGCUGUGCAGAGACUGCUGUAUCCAAGCAUAUUAAUAGAAAGUUUAGUGGAGGGAAAACAUGUAUUAGAAAAAGGUGCAUAACCAGCAUGGGUAACCACAGCCUUAAGUAAAGUCCAUUUAAGAGUUUAGGGACAAUUGACAAGACAUGGAGUGUGGCUAUCUGUGCUUCAAGAGCUAAUGCACACAGACAUGCCAUAGACAUGGGCUACAACUGUAACAUUCCUCAGAUCGUCAAGAGGAAGAUGACAGACAUCAGACAAUGCAGACGAGCAGAAGGCCACACUUGAAGUAUCCUGGGCUUCCUUAACAUCUUAACAGUAGCAAAUACUGAUUACCUGCAUGUUGCUUCAUACUGAGGCAAUUAUUCAUGCAAAAGAAGCUCUGACCAAGUAUUAAGUGCAUUUUUGCAUAAAACAUGGACAUACAUUCCCUUAGGCUGACAUUUUUGUGUAGGAAUAACCCUGUUUUAAUGGGUCCCAUUUCAUUUUCAAAUUUUCUGAGAAAGUGAAUUUUAGAUUUUCAUUAGCUGUAAGCUGUAAGCAUCUAAAUAAACAAGAAUAAACUCUUGCUUUUGAGUUGAAGUACUGAAAUAAAUUAGCUGUUGAUGGUAUCUAAUUUACUGAGAUACACCUACUGAGCUGACACAUAAACUGCUUUUGUUUUUCAGUGACUUUGCCAGUUUCAUAACAUAAGCUACUGCCAGUUUCGUUAGGGCGUUGUAAUCUUUUUAGUUACAGAACACACAAAACAUUUCAGAAUCAUUCUUAUAAAGGACCAUUCUACAUGGAAUAUUUUGCCUACAUGGGGAAAAAAAUAAACUUUACUAUUUGUAAGACUAAAAUAUGACUUCUGUACCUGAAAUAAACUGUGUUCAAAUUAA